Molecule: messenger RNA, 5274 nt
Organism: Armigeres subalbatus
Lineage: Eukaryota; Metazoa; Arthropoda; Insecta; Diptera; Culicidae
Exons: 2
Coding region: 1-5274 (1757 amino acids)
Biological process (GO): DNA integration
Molecular function (GO): nucleic acid binding
Source: RefSeq, a predicted model, not a curated record
AUGUCGAGGAGCCAGGCCGCGACGUAUAAGGUGCUAGUAGCAAAGCUGUCCGAGGUACAGCAGUCUUUCAAUGAUAUUUGGAGCUUCGUUGAAGAUUUUCCCGAGGAUGCUACCCUUAACCAAGUCACGGUUCGUUUAGAAAGGCUAGACGAAUUGCGUGAGAAGUUCUCCGAGUACCUUAUCGAGGUCAAAACGCACGACAACCAUGACGAUAAGGCGAAUCCCUUGACAAAGGAAAGGCAGGAGUUCAGCGAACGCUUCUACCAAGCGAAAGCGUUUUUGUUGGACCAAGUCAAGCUGAAGCAGGAGCCAGUGGACUUGAAUCAGACCAAUGCGACUGGUCUGGGGAAUCUUGAUCAUGUCAAGUUACCGCAGAUCAAGCUCCAAACUUUUGGUGGCAACGUGGAAGAGUGGCUUAGUUUCCGCGAUCUCUUUUCGUCCUUGAUCCAUGGCAAGGCGGAUCUCCCUGAGGUAGAAAAGUUCUACUACCUCAAGGGGUGUCUACAAGGGGAAUCGAAGAAUUUGAUUGAUUCUCUCCCGAUCACCAGUGCCAACUACAAGAUCGCUUGGGAUCUCCUACUCAAGCGGUAUGACAACAGCAAGCAUCUGAAGAAACUCCAAGUCCAAGCGCUGUUCAAGCUUCCGUGUUUGAUGAAGGAGUCCUCGUCGGAUCUGCACACACUCGUCGACGGAUUUGAGAGAAUAGUGCAGACCUUGGACAACAUUGUUCAGCCCGCGGAUUAUCGAGAUUUGCUGUUGGUCAACAUGCUCACUACACGCUUGGAUCCUGUUACGCGUCGUGGAUGGGAGGAGUUUUCGUCCACCAAACAACAAGACACGGUGGAGGAGUUGAGCGAUUACCUUCAGCGUCGCAUUCGUAUGCUGGAGUCUCUUCCAGCGAAGUCAGCGGAAUCGAAAAGCACUCCCCAGUGGCAACAAGCAGGUAAAUCCAAGGCAACCUCCAUCAAGAGCAGCUACAGCACUACUCAGGCAGUAGGAGGACGAUGCAUAGUAUGUGGCGCUAGUCACUUGCUGUUCCAGUGCAGCGUAUUUCAAGCGAUGUCGCAGUUCGAAAAGGAAGGAGUCCUCAGAAGCCAUUCGCUGUGCCGGAAUUGCUUCAAACUCGGACAUCACGCGAAGGAGUGUCAGUCCAAAUUCUCCUGUCGCUUCUGCCAAGGUCGCCAUCAUUCGCUGGUUUGCUUCAGGCAUGGCAAGGACAGUUCAUCGAAGCCAUCGGUGAAUACGAAGGCUACGAAAUCCACCGCUUCGAGAGAAGUUCGCGAUUCUACAGAACAAGCUACUUCGCGUGCCAGUUCAAGCGUUAACCCUAAUGUACCCGAUCCCCAAGUAUCCAAUAUGGCGGCUUCAGACACGGUUGUGGGUCAUGGAUCUACUCGACAGGCAAAGGUACUGCUAGCGACUGCUGUUUUAAUUGUUGAAGACAACAGUGGCCAUCGCUAUCCAGCUCGCGCUCUUCUAGACUCUGGAUCGGAGAGCAAUUUCGUAACAGAAGGACUCAGUCAACGGAUGAAAGUCAGACGCAGCAAGGUGGACGUCAAGAUCUCUGGAAUUGGCCAGGCAGUUACCAAGGUUAGACAGCAGCUGGAGGCCACCGUUCGAUCGAGACUGACGGAUUUUUCUCAACGUAUGAGUUUCCUCGUUCUACCGAAGGUGACCGUCAACCUGCCAACUUCAUCGAUCAACAUCGAGGAGUGGAACGUACCAGAUGGAAUCGAAUUGGCCGAUCCAUCGUUCAAUGUCUGCAUGGGUGUGGACAUGGUUCUGGGAAUUGAAUCAUUUUUCCAUUUCUUCAGAAGCGGGCGGCAGAUUUCGUUGGGAGAGCGACUGCCGGCCCUUAAUGAGUCCGUUUUCGGUUGGGUCGUUUGUGGAGGAGCAUCGGUUUCUAACCAAUCGCUGAACAUCAGCUGCAACGUGUCGGCUUCAGAAGGCCUAGAAGAAUUAGUAGCCCGAUUUUGGUCCUGCGAGGAGGUCGGAGUUACCGAAAACUAUUCGCCGCAAGAAGCACGUUGUGAGGAGCACUUCGUUCGAACGGUCCGACGUGGAGAGGACGGCCGUUAUACAGUUUCGUUGCCGAAGGAUGAAGACGUGUUGAAUCAAAUUGGUUAUCGAAGGAUGCAGAGCUCCGUGGCCAAUACUGCUCUUUUAUGGAGGUAUCUCCAACUCGGCCACAUGACCAAGGUCGAGAUUACGCAAAUUCAACCGAAGCGCUGCUAUCUACCACACCAUCCGGUAGUUAAGGAAGCCAGUACCACUACCAAGGUUCGAGUUGUGUUCAACGCUUCAAGCGAAACGUCAACUAGGGUGACGUUGAAUGAUGCACUGCUAGUGGGACCCAUCAUACAAGACGAUCUUCGAUCGAUCAUCAUGCGGAGUCGGACGAAACAAGUGAUGCUUGUGGCGGACGUCGAGAAAAUGUUUCGACAAGUCCUGGUUUGUGAGGAAGACAGACCCUUGCAAUCCAUCUUGUGGCGAUCAUCACCGGAGGAGGAAAUUAGUGCGUUUCAGCUUAAUACUGUCACGUACGGCACGAAACCAGCACCCUUUUUGGCUACAAGGGUUUUGAAGCAGCUCUCAGACGACGAGGAAGGAAGGUUUCCGCUCGCUGCCAAGACAGUACGGGAGGACACGUACAUGGACGAUGUAAUAACGGGAACAAACGAGGUGGACGAAGCGGUGGAUUUGAGGAAGCAGUUGCAAGAUCUCAUGGAGGCAGGAGGAUUCAAUCUCCGGAAGUGGGCCUCCAACCCUAUGGGAGUGCUCUAUGGUGUUUCAGCCGCGGAUUUGGCAAUACCGUUCACAAAGGAGAUUUGCCUGGAUCCAGAUCCGUCGGUAAAAACACUUGGCCUUACCUGGAUUCCGGGAACUGACACUCUUAGGUUUCAAUUCAAAGUCCCGCCUUUGGAUGAAGCAGAACUUCUGACCAAGCGCAAGGUACUUUCCAUAAUUGCAACUCUUUUCGAUCCGAUAGGACUCAUCGGAGCUGCCAUUACGUUGUUCAAAGUGUUCAUGCAGAUUUUGUGGACUCUCAAGAAUGAGGAACAAGAACGGCUUGAUUGGGAUGAGCCAUUACCAAAAACGGUGGGUGAAGAAUGGCGAUCCUAUCAUCUACAUCUGCCCACGCUUAAUCAGAUCAAUAUCCGCCGAUGCGUCAUUAUACCGAAGGCAACACGGAUAGAACUUCAUUGCUUUUCGGACGCUUCGGAGAAGGCAUAUGGUGGAUGUGUCUACGUUCGGAGUGAGAAUAGUGAAGGGAAAACUGCUGUCCACCUGUUUGCAUCAAAAUCGAGGGUGGCGCCAUUAAAGAGUCAAACGAUUCCGAGAUUGGAGCUCUGCGGCGCGUUACUGACUGCGGAGCUGUUCGAGAAAGUAAAUCAAGCUAUCAAACUUCCAGUUCACGUACAUUUCUGGACGGACUCCACGUGUGUACUGCGGUGGAUAGCAGCCACUCCAUCGAAUUGGAGUGCAUUCGUAGGCAAUAGGUGUGCAAAAAUUCAACGUUUGACGGAGGGCUGUCAAUGGCGGCAUGUUCCAGGCAUGCAAAACCCUGCGGAUCUGAUAUCUAGAGGAAUUACGCCUCGCAAUAUUGCAGUAAACAGUUUCUGGUGGCAUGGCCCAGAUUGGCUAUCAAAAGGGCCAGUGGGGUGGCCACAUUCAACAGAACUACAGUUUGCAGAAGAGGCUGAGAGGGAGAAACGUCGUACUGUAACGGCCGUCACAACCUCAAGCGCGGAGGAGUUCAUUGAAAAAUACAUUACCAAGUUUUCAUCAUAUGGCAAGUUAAUUCGUAGUACGGCAAUUUGGCAACGGUUCAUCAAGUUGCUUAGGAUACCGAAGGAUGAACGACGAAGUAGAUUUAUGACCACAGUCGAGCUCAAGGAAGCCGAAGAGACAAUCAUUCGGCAAGUUCAGAAAGUCACCCUGGCCGCUGAAUGGAAGGCUUUAUCGAAAGGAAUCCCAGUAUCACAAAAGUCACAACUGCGUUGGUUUCAUCCAUAUAUGUCAUCGGAAGGAUUGAUUCGUCUUGGUGGCCGCUUAGGCCAUUCUGCGGAAUCUGAGGACUUCAAACACCCGAUAGUUUUGCCGAAGGGACACCGAUUAACCCGCUUGCUCAUCGAGAGUUACCAUGAACGGUUGCUCCAUGCUGGACCACAGUUACUUUUGAGCACUGUGAGGUUAAAGUUUUGGCCGUUAGGCGGAAGGGACAUCGCACGGCAGGUUGUUCACCACUGCUAUAAAUGCUUCCGAGCAAAGCCGUCUCCAGUGAAACAAUUCAUGGGUGAACUGCCGGCGGAACGAGUAACAGUAGCCCGUCCGUUUUCGCGAACGGGGAUAGACUAUUUUGGUCCGUUGUAUGUUAGACCGGGACCCAGGCGAACAGCGAUAAAGGCUUAUGGUGCCAUUUUUGUGUGCAUGGCAACCAAAGCGGUGCACAUAGAGUUGGUCUCCGACCUUUCAACAGAUCGAUUCAUUCAGGCACUACGGCGUUUUGUGGCCAGGAGGGGAAAGUGCGCAGAAAUAUUUUCCGAUAAUGGCACCAAUUUUGUGGGUGCCCGCAAUCGACUCGAAGAACUACUGCGUUUAUUGAAGGAUAAAAAUCACAAGCAAGGAGUGAAUAAUUAUUGCCUUGAAGAAGGUAUACGCUGGCACUUCAGUCCUCCAAGUGGGCCUCACUUUGGGGGACUUUGGGAGGCGGCCGUGCGCUCCACAAAGUAUCAUCUGCAGAGAGUCGUUGGUGAUGUUCCGGUGUCCAUAGAGGACAUGAUUACUCUAUUGAUUCAGGUAGAGGGAUGCUUAAACUCUCGACCUUUAACUGCACUCUCAACGGAUCCCAACGAUCUUGAGCCACUUACGCCGGCUCAUUUCUUGAUAGGAGCUUCACUGCACUCGCUCCCGGAGUUGGAUGUUUCGACGACUCCUGUCAACCGCCUUACACAAAAAGAGGUAGUUCAAAGAAAGUUACAGGAUUUCUGGAACCGUUGGAGGCGAGAGUAUCUUUCUCAACUCCAAGGACGGAUUAAACGUUGGCGACCGCCAGUAGAUGUCAAAGUUGGCAAGAUGGUCGUUAUCUGCGAUAAUAAUGUACCACCUAUGCACUGGAAACUAGGGAGAAUUGAGAAAACGCAUCCUGGUACUGAUGGCAUAGUGCGAGUAGUAACUCUUCGAACAGCAUCGGGAAGCUUAAAACGGCCGGUGGAAAAGGUUUGCUUUCUACCGGAGCCCUUUAAGGAGCAUGAAUUCUACACACAUCAUUAG